This is a messenger RNA of Cydia amplana, 1267 nucleotides long. RefSeq names its product electron transfer flavoprotein subunit alpha, mitochondrial (gene wal). The transcript is spliced from 6 exons. Gene Ontology annotation, molecular function: electron transfer activity; flavin adenine dinucleotide binding. The coding region runs from base 119 to 1111 and encodes 330 amino acids. Gene Ontology annotation, cellular component: mitochondrion. Gene Ontology annotation, biological process: fatty acid beta-oxidation using acyl-CoA dehydrogenase. The record is from RefSeq and is a predicted model, not a curated record. NCBI's taxonomy places the organism in Eukaryota, Metazoa, Arthropoda, Insecta, Lepidoptera, Tortricidae.
CGUAUCUCUAACUGGCUGGUUGGCACUGGCAGAUACACAGUGGACUUUGUAACCUUUUUAGAAUUUAUUUUUCAUUGAGUGGUAUUUUAUUAAAAUUUGUUUAAUACUGGCUGGCAAAAUGUUUUCGCCAUCUGCAAGGCAUUUGUUGUAUUCUACCCAGUUGCGUAGAUUACAGAGCACGUUGGUCAUCGCCGAACACAAUAAUGAGGCGUUAUCUGCAGUUACCCAGAAUGCCUUGAGCGCAGCCAAGAAAAUCGGUGGAGAUAUUUCAGUACUAGUUGCAGGCACUAAAUGUGGUCCAGCAGCCGAGAAGAUUGCCAAGGCCGGUGGUAUUUCCAAGGUCCUUGUAGCUGAGAGUGAGGCAUUCAAAGGCUUUACUGCGGAAUCACUCACUCCUCUUAUCCUUGCAACUCAGAAACAGUUCAACUUUACGCACAUCUUGGCCCCAGCCACUGCCAUUGGAAAGGCUGUGCUUCCGCGAGUAGCGGCCAAGCUGGAUGUGUCGCCAAUCACUGACAUAAUUGGUGUCAAGGACGCUAAUACAUUUGUGAGGACCAUCUAUGCUGGAAAUGCAGUGCUGACACUUGAAGCCAAGGAUGCAAUUAAAGUCAUCACUGUGCGAGGCACUGCCUUCCCCCCUGAUUCCCUAGAAGGAGGCUCCGCUGCUGUGGAGAAGGCUCCUGAAGGGGACUAUAAGACUGACUUGGUCCAGUGGGUGUCACAGGAGCUCUCCAAAUCGGACAGGCCCGAGCUUACCAGCGCUAAGAAUAUUGUGUCUGGAGGCCGUGGUCUGAAGUCGGGCGACAACUUCAAGCUCCUGUAUGACCUAGCUGACAAGCUGAACGCUGCCGUGGGAGCCUCCCGCGCGGCUGUCGACGCUGGCUUCGUGCCCAACGACCUGCAGAUUGGCCAGACUGGCAAGAUUGUUGCCCCAGACCUAUACAUCGCUGUGGGCAUCAGCGGCGCCAUCCAGCAUCUCGCUGGCAUGAAGGACUCCAAGACCAUCGUCGCCAUCAACAAAGACCCUGAAGCACCCAUUUUCCAGGUAUCUGACUAUGGUCUGGUCGCUGAUUUGUUCAAGGCCGUCCCAGAGUUAACUGGCAAGUUGUAAGCCAGCUGCCGCAACAACAUUUUUUAGCUAAUAGUAUAAUUAAAACUUGUCAUUACCUCCAAUUCCGCACCUUGAGAUUUUUCGAAAAUUGUACAAUUGUUAAUAUGUAAUCUUGAUCAUGUGUAAAAUUGAUAUUUAUACAAAUAAAUACUGUUA